AUGGCUAUUACUCGUCUUGCUCUAUUCCUUAGUUUUGCAUUCCUCUUCUAUGUGGUUGGAGGAGCCAAGGUGACAUUUACCAAUAAAUGUGGAUACACUGUAUGGCCAGGAACACUUACUGGAGGCCAAAAGCCUCAACUUUCAACAACUGGUUUUGUGUUGGGAUCUCAAGCAACCAACGCAGUUGACCUUCCUUCUCCAUGGUCAGGUCGGUUUUGGGCCCGAACCGGAUGCUCAAACAACAAUGGAAAGUUCAGUUGCGACACAGCCGAUUGUGCCUCCGGUCAAGUCGAGUGCAACGGGGCUGGCGCAAUUCCACCCGCAACAUUGGUUGAAAUUACAGUAGCAUCAAAUGGAGGACAAGAUUUCUACGAUGUGAGCAACAUCGACGGGUUCAACGUGCCGAUGUCCGUAACUCCACAAGGAGGAAGUGAUGACUGCGAAACUUCAAGCUGUCAUGCAAAUAUCAACGCUGUGUGUCCUGAUGAGCUUCAAGUGAAAGGCUCAGAUGGAAGUGUGAUUGCUUGUCAGAGUGCUUGCUUGAAGUUUAAUACAGAUGAAUAUUGUUGUCGUGGAAGUCACAAUACAGCGGCUACAUGCCCACCUUCAAACUACGCUACAAUUUUUAAGAAUCAAUGUCCUGAUGCUUAUAGUUAUGCUUACGAUGAUAAGACUGGCACUUUCACUUGCAAUGGUGGACCUAGCUAUGCUAUCACCUUCUGUCCUUAA
Messenger RNA from Vicia villosa (hairy vetch), 729 nucleotides. Its product is annotated as thaumatin-like protein 1b. The transcript has 2 exons. Gene Ontology annotation, biological process: defense response. Bases 1 to 729 code for a protein of 242 amino acids. The record is from RefSeq and is a predicted model, not a curated record. Gene Ontology annotation, cellular component: extracellular region. Lineage: Eukaryota; Viridiplantae; Streptophyta; Magnoliopsida; Fabales; Fabaceae.